AUGGCCGAUAGCCCCACGAACCCUCAUCCUCUACCAGAAACACCUCAUAUUCGAAUCAAUUCGGGCCGACAUGAACCCCCCGGCGAUGUGGAGGAUACCGAAACGUCGGCCCCGCAGACACAGACCGCUGGACGCGCCUUGACACCAGGAAUAGUUCACUCAAAUUCCUCCGGGACAAUGCAGUCAGUCUAUAGAUUAUCUCAGGCCCGGGAAUCUACCGAGUUUCUAAUACCUCCACCGCCGCACCGGCGCCGGGAGGAAUAUGACAGUAUGCAGUCCCCAAAUAUUUCCGUGGUCUCGUCGCGUAGGACAAGUUGGAGUUCGAUGGGAGCGAGUCAGGAUACUCGAAAUUACGCGUAUACGCAGGUAGGGGACUCCAGAGCGCCGUCGCAAACGGGAAGCGAGGACAAUGAUGUCAAUACGCAGACUGUCUCCGAGAAGUUCAAUAUCAUGCCCAUGGAAGGAUUGCUCUUGUUCCCAGAAGAUGUGGAGAAAGAUGAUUAUUUACACAAUCCCGACGCCAGCGACGGAGAGAAGGACUGUGAUAUUUGGAAUCGUCGCGGGAUGAUCAAUGUGGGUGGGCUGAUUCUGUUGACACUGGGUUUCCUGAUGUUAUUUGUCGGGUAUCCUGUGAUAACUGCCGUGAAGGGCAUGUACAAGCAACAUUCGGUCUGUGCUGCGGGAGACACUCUAUGCCUUGAUGUAGGGGAACGACCAGUACUCUCCAACAUACGGACAGGUCUGAUAGAUCCGGACACACCGGCCUCGGCUAUGAAAAAGAAGGCUACGGAUGGCAAAGAGUGGGAGCUGGUGUUCUCCGAUGAAUUCAAUGUGCCUGGUCGGACGUUUUACGAUGGAGAUGAUCCAUACUAUCAGGCGGUUGACAUUUGGUAUGGCGUCACGCAGGAUUUCGAGUGGUAUGAUCCCGAUGCGGUUACGACAAAGGAUGGAGUCCUCGAGCUGAGGUUUGACGCCUUCAAUAAUCAUGCCUUGAAGUAUCGCUCGGGAAUGGUGCAAAGCUGGAAUAAGCUUUGCUUCACGGGCGGCCGCUUGGAAGCCAGUAUUUCUUUGCCAGGAUCUGGGGAUGUGUCAGGAUUUUGGCCCGGGUUUUGGGCAAUGGGCAACCUAGGCCGUCCGGGAUAUGCGGCAACGACGGAUGGCAUGUGGCCCUACAGCUACCACGAUAAAUGCGAUGCCGGGAUCACUCCGAACCAAAGUUCCCCCGAUGGAAUCAAUUAUCUUCCUGGGAUGCGCCUUCCAGCAUGCACGUGUGAUGGUCAAGAUCACCCUAGCCAGGGUAGAUCCAGGAGUGCACCUGAGAUUGAUGUGAUUGAAGCCAGCGUUAUCUCUUUGAACGGUAACGGUAAUGCAGUGAUCGGCUCUGUGUCCCAAAGUUUGCAGAUGGCCCCGUUUGAUGUCUGGUACAUGCCGGAUUAUGAUUUCACCGCAGUAUAUGAUCCAACAAUAACGGAGAUCAAUGACUAUCGUGGUGGUGAAUUUCAGCAAGCCAUGUCUGGUCUUACCAACUUGAAUAACAAGUGGUAUAACGGCACAGAAUACCAGACUUAUGCCUUUGAAUAUUCACCGGGUGGUGAUGGUAGCGUCACCUGGUUUGUCGGAGAGGAUAAGACCUGGACUCUGGAUGGGAGGGCGAUAGGGCCGAAUGGCAACAUUGGCCAGCGCAUGAUCCCCAUGGAGCCGCUAGCCAUUGUGAUGAAUCUGGGUAUGGCCGAGAGUUUUGCCCCGAUUAACAAGUCCAUUAGAAACCUUAUGCCCGGGUACAUGCGCUUCGAUUAUAUCCGUAUCUACCAAGAUCCGGACAACAUCAGCGUCACCUGCGAUCCGCCAGGUUAUGAGACGACAGAAUACAUAGCCAACCAUCCCAACGCAUAUAACAAUGUGAAUAAGACUACGUGGACCGAUGCUGGAUAUGAAUGGCCUAAAAACUUCUUCAUGCAUGGCUGCUAG
Aspergillus tanneri is the source of this 1968-nucleotide messenger RNA. RefSeq names its product SKN1/KRE6 family beta-glucan synthesis-associated protein. The record is from RefSeq and is a predicted model, not a curated record. The coding region runs from base 1 to 1968 and encodes 655 amino acids. The transcript has 6 exons. Gene Ontology annotation, biological process: (1->6)-beta-D-glucan biosynthetic process; fungal-type cell wall organization. Lineage: Eukaryota; Fungi; Ascomycota; Eurotiomycetes; Eurotiales; Aspergillaceae. Gene Ontology annotation, molecular function: glucosidase activity. Gene Ontology annotation, cellular component: plasma membrane; endoplasmic reticulum membrane.